AUGACUGGCCCCUCUCAAGUUGGCUUUUCCAGGAAAUGGAAUCACUUCCGCCGAUAUGCCUCUGAGUCCCCCUACCCCGAUUUCAGUGAGCCCUCGCCGGAAGAGUGUUACCGCGUCAACCGCAUCCUGACCAAGCUGCACGGUCCCCGCGAUCCGCUCUCCAGCGAGGCAUUAGACGCCGACGGGCUUGAUGGCCGCCCCAGCCAGUUCCCGGACGUUCUCCACGGUCUCAUCUACGGUGUCUUGUGCCAAGCAACCAACGAGCGGAACGCAAUCCGCCAGGUGCAUGGCUUGGAUAAGGUCUACGGGUCCUGGAGGAACUUUUCCGCCAUCGCCGAGGGCGGCGAGUCCAAGCUUCGAGAGACCCUGGCCUACUCGGAGGCGAUGCAGGACCUCCUCUCUUAUUAUGGGGUCGGUCCCAAAACCGCCAGCUGCGUGCUUGCCUUGACGCUGCAGCGCCAGCGUUUUGUGGUUGAUACUCACAUCUACCGACUGACCGGAGAACUGGGCUGGAGGCCCUCCCGGGCAUCCGCGGAGCAAGCCCGCGCCCAUCUGGAGCAGAGGAUACCCGACGGUCUGAAGUAUUCUCUGCAUCUGCUGUUCAUUUCACACGGGAGAGAAUGUCCACGCUGUCGCGCCGGUGGUGACCAGAGCUAUCAAUGUGAGCUCAUGUGCAAAUUGGAGGAGGAACAAGCAGAGUAAACCUGGCCCUCUCGCUUUAAUGAAUCAUGUGAUGUGGAUCUUUCCUUUUCUGAAUGCGAGAUACUGUUCUC
Aspergillus fijiensis CBS 313.89 is the source of this 773-nucleotide messenger RNA. Its product is annotated as endonuclease III domain-containing protein. Lineage: Eukaryota; Fungi; Ascomycota; Eurotiomycetes; Eurotiales; Aspergillaceae. The coding region runs from base 1 to 702 and encodes 233 amino acids. Gene Ontology annotation, biological process: base-excision repair. The transcript is spliced from 3 exons. The record is from RefSeq and is a predicted model, not a curated record. Gene Ontology annotation, molecular function: catalytic activity.